AUGUCUUCCGAAUCCAGCUCCGUCGACUCAACCGACACCAAUUACCGUUACGCCGCCUACGCCAACCGCGUCCGCACAAUUCUCCUCUCCGCGCACCGCUAUGUCGCCUACACUUCCGACAUAGGCGAAUCCUUCCGCCCAGUCGCCCACCCCUGGCUCGUCCGCUCCGCCUACGGAAUCUCCUGGGCCUAUCUGAUCGGCGACGUAAGCCAUGAAGGUUACAAAGCGUACCUGCGCAACCGGCGCGCGCUCGUGCCGCCCGGCGAGACGUACAAGGAUGCCAGCGAGCUUCCGCAAGACCAGAUCAUUCGCGGCAUGGCGACGGGGAAUAUCGCAGGUCCGCUGGACGUGAGCGGGGAGGGCGAAAAAGAGCAGGAGCUUGCGCCGUGGUCUACGACGGAAAUCUCGCUAGCAGAAGAUUAUCGGAUGGUUAUGGCCAAGCGCGCCGUGUUCCAAGGAAUUGCCAGUAUGGGAUUGCCAGCUCUCACCAUUCAUAGUGUGGUUAAGUAUUCCGGGAGGAUGGUGAAGGGGGCGAAGACCACGCUUGUACGGACUUGGUUGCCGAUCGGGCUCGGUCUCGCGGUCGUCCCGUCAUUGCCUUAUCUUUUUGAUCAUCCCGUUGAAGAAGCUGUCGACUGGGCAUUCGGCACGGCACUGCGGAUCUAUGGCGGCGAAGACGCCGUUCCUCAGCUGUCCUGGGAAGAGUACAAGAUUGAGCGUGAAAAGGCGCGUGAGAUCAGACAGCAGGCAGAUGGAUCGUCUAUUUUCGAGUUGGUUGGGGAGCUUGUCUGGCUCAGGUAA
Penicillium maclennaniae is the source of this 801-nucleotide messenger RNA. RefSeq lists its product as uncharacterized. The record is from RefSeq and is a predicted model, not a curated record. The transcript has 3 exons. Gene Ontology annotation, biological process: mitochondrial fission. Gene Ontology annotation, cellular component: mitochondrion. NCBI's taxonomy places the organism in Eukaryota, Fungi, Ascomycota, Eurotiomycetes, Eurotiales, Aspergillaceae. Bases 1 to 801 code for a protein of 266 amino acids.